AUGGCGAUGGAUGACGAAAAACAAACACAGAUCUUGGACUCGGUCGGGACUGGUGAUGUCUCUUCGGCAGAUGGGGAUUCUCCUUUGCCAGUGAUGGCUAUGACCCCAAUGCAAUAUCGGAAGCUGAUCUGGAAACUCGAUGUUCGGCUUUUACCACCUCUCUUUGCGCUGUGGUUUGUGUCGUUGAUCGAUCGAAUUAACAUUGGAUCGGCUAAGAUCUUUGGGUUGGAGAAGGAUCUUCAUAUGAAUCCCAAGGGAAAUGAUUUCAAUAUUGCGCUGAUUAUUGUGAUUAUUGGGCUUAUUACGAUGGAGGUUCCAAGUAACUACUUGCUGAAGAAAACAUCACCUUCGAUCGUGCUGGCUUCCCAGAGUUUUCUUCUUGCUAUCUUUACGAUCGGGCAAGGCGUCAUAACUAACUUCACCGGUCUCAAAGCAAUGCGUUUCUUCAUUGGCGUUUGCGAAGCCGGAUUAAUACCCGGAAGUGUCUAUCUCCUAGCACAAUACUAUCCCCGCUACGAACUUCAAUGGCGACUGAGUAUGCUCAUGGUAGGCAACGCCGUCAGUACAGCAUUUGGAGGUCUUCUCGCCCUCGCCAUUGCGGGAAUUAAAUCGUCCAAUGAAUAUCACCCUUGGCGAUGGAUUUUCAUCAUCGAGGGGUGCAUGACUGUUGGUGUUACUGCGCUUGUGUUCCCGUUUAUGUCGGAUUGGCCUCAAAGCGCAAAAUGGCUCACGGCGGAGGAGAAGGCUGUGCUCGCGGAUCGAAUUAAGCAGCAUGGUAUUGUUGGUAAGAUGGAUACGCUUAAUUCGAAAUCCCUCAAGAGGAUCUUGUUCGACUGGAAGAUCUAUGUUGUCGGAGCAAUUGCAUGCUGCACAACUGUCACCGUGUAUAGCGUAGCGAUAUUUGCCCCAACAAUCAUCAAGCAGUUCGAGCCAACCUCCUCCGCACGCCACGUUCAAGCACUCGUCAUUCCCAUCUUUGUCGCCGCUACAGCAGGAUGUCUAGCAGCGGCUUAUGCCUCUGACAAACUCAAGCACCGAGCUUCGUUUGCUCUUUUCGGUUACGUCCUUAUUAUCAUCGGGGCUUCGAUACUAAUCAAUCAACAACACGUCUCCACAAAAGUGAAAUACGGCUCCUUAUACUUCAUGGCCGUUGGAGGAUACAUUUCUUUACCUAUGCUCUGGACAAUGCUCGUCAACAACAUAAGUGGGAGUUAUAAAAUCGGGUAUGCUAUCGCGAUGGAAGUUGGACUCGGUAAUUUUGGAGGCAUUGCAAGUGCGCUUGUUUUCCAGGGGAAACAAGCCCCGAAAUUUGAGACUGGAUAUAAGACAAUCUUGGGUAUGAGCGUCGCUGCUGCAGUUCUGGUUAUUAUUUAUACUGCUGCUUUGAUGAUGGAGAAUAAGGCUAGGACUGCCGGAAAGAGAGAUUAUCGGUUGAGUGAUCCGGAGGUUGAUAAUCUGGGUGAUGAUCAUCCCAGCUUUCGAUAUGGAUAUUAA
Molecule: messenger RNA, 1494 nt
Organism: Glarea lozoyensis ATCC 20868
Lineage: Eukaryota; Fungi; Ascomycota; Leotiomycetes; Helotiales; Helotiaceae
Product: MFS general substrate transporter
Exons: 5
Coding region: 1-1494 (497 amino acids)
Biological process (GO): transmembrane transport
Cellular component (GO): membrane
Molecular function (GO): transmembrane transporter activity
Source: RefSeq, a predicted model, not a curated record